AUGGAACUCCUAGAUUCAAACAAAUUCACGUCAUUUGUAGCCGACUUGCUACACCAGUACAAAAUUCCCGGUCUGUCAAUUGCUGUCGUUCACAAUAAUGAUAUUGCCUCCGGAGGUUACGGUGUGGCGAGUUGCGAAGACAACAUACCUUGCACUGGGGAUACACUGUUUGACAUCGCCUCAUCCUCAAAGUCCCUGACUGCUGCCUCCGUGGCCUUGCUCGUGGAUGACAAGAAACACCCUGAAGUGCAAUACGAAGCGCUUAUGUCGGAUCUCCUGCCAGACGACUUUGUCAUGCAAGAAAAGAUGUAUACUGAUAGUAUCACUGUCGAAGAUGUUCUCAGUCACAGAACUGGCAUGGCUAGCCAUGACAGUUCCUGCAUGGGACCGAGCGCAAUCCAUCCCGAUAACGCCAAGUCCAUCACAAGAAACCUCCGAAACCUCAAAGCUGCCGCCCCUGUGCGCUCACGAUAUCUGUACUGCAACCAGAUGUACACUGUGGCUUCACAUCUCGUUGAGGAAAUAUCAAAACAAAGCUUCUCCGAAUUUCUAGAAGAACGAAUCUUCGCGCCACUCAAUAUGAAAUCAACCACCCUGCAGCCCUCAAGUGCUCAUGCUAAGGGUUGGCGGAGUCGAAUGGCAAAGGGCUACAUCUGGGAAAACAAUGAGUGGCGCGGCUUCGAUCCGCAGGAAUGUCCUGAAGGUCAGGGUGCAGGCUCCAUCAUUUCGAGUGUUAACGAUUUCAUCAAAUGGGUGAAAGCUUUGCUUCAUCAUGAAGACCCGAUCAACGAUAAGGUUUACCAGGGACUUACAAAGAUGCGCUCGAUUGUGAACCCGAAUGCAAGGAGAUUGAAGGCCCAUACUACCCCCGCUAACUACACGGCUGGUAUGGAGCUAUAUUUCUAUCGUGGGAACAUGGUCAUUGGACAUGAUGGUAAUAUUCCGGGAUUUUCGAGUCGUUUCAUAUUUAUGCCUGACCAGAAAUUUGGUGCUGUGGUCAUGGGAAAUUCCACCGGAGCUGGUUCGGCAGCCACGACGAUUAUGAGAACGCUGAUGGACGAGGUGCUUGGAAUUUCAUUUGAAGACCGUCUGUUACAAAUGGCCAUUGGUCCAAAACAUAAGGAGCCGAGAAGCCUCCAGAACCAAAUAAAGCCCAAGUAUCAGAAAGAUUUCCUGCUGAAAGAUGAGCGAUUGGGGCAAUCCAAGGAGCAAUCGGAAUCGCAAUCUAUACAACAGAAUGACACGGCUGAAAUGAGGAAGAACAAGAAAGAAAAGGACAAAGGAACGCCACGGAGAUUCGGGCAACAGCAGGGAGAAAGGCCGAAAAAUGACAGCAAAAAUUUUCCUCAGGGAAUGUCUCUAGAAGCCUAUGUGGGGAGCUAUUGGAACGCAGGUUAUCACAACCUGACUGUUCUAAUAAAAGACGGGCGGCUUUUUAUCGACGCUACAGAUCGCUCGAUGGGUUUCACUAUGACGUUCGAUGAUUUCAAGAAUCAGGCCGAGUGUAUUGCCUAUUUGAAGGACAGUCUGGAGCUUACAGACAGUCUGGUCAAUGCGAACUUUGUUUUUGGAGCUGGUAAAGCUCUGGUGAUGGGAUUGGAUCUAGAGCCUGUUAUUAAGGAGAUGAUAUGGUUUAGACGAUGCAGUGAUGCUCUCGAAUAA
Messenger RNA from Penicillium samsonianum, 1662 nucleotides. Its product is annotated as D-aminopeptidase. Lineage: Eukaryota; Fungi; Ascomycota; Eurotiomycetes; Eurotiales; Aspergillaceae. Bases 1 to 1662 code for a protein of 553 amino acids. The transcript is spliced from 2 exons. The record is from RefSeq and is a predicted model, not a curated record.